AUGAAAUUAAACUGGGGGUGUCUGGGGUGCUCUCUGGCCCCCCAAGCCCCCCGGGUGAUGGAGAGAGGGGGGGGACACGCUCGCUUGACAGGAACCUAGAGGGGAGGGGGUGUGGGGGGGAGAGGGCAGGGGCGCCACUCUCUCUCUCGAUCGGGGAGAGAGGAAGUGGGAGAUGGCCUGGGGGGAGAGAGGAGUGAGAGACACACAGGCGAACAGCGAGAGAGAAAGAGAGAGAGAGAGAGAGAACACGACUGCCGGAGGAGGAGGAGGAGGAGGAGGAGGAGGAGGAGGAGGAGGAGGAGGAGGAGGAAGAAGAGAGAGAGGAGGAAGUCUUGAACGCCUACUGGACCCUGACGAAAGAGCAGGAGGAGGAGGAGGAGGAGGAGGAGGAGGAGGAGGAGGAGGAGAAGGAGUGCCGUUAAGAAAAGUUGGGAUUCGAUCUGCACUACAAAUUUGGCAUAAAGAAAAGAUAAAUAGUGAUAUUACUACUACUACUACUACUACUACUACUACUACUACUACUGCUAAGGCUCGCCACCACCACCACCACCACCAUCAACAACAACAACAACAACAACAACAACACAAAGAAUUACGAGAAACGAGAUCCCUCUCUAUACUAACGAAGGAGCCAGCAGGGAGAGGAGUGGGGGACGGGGGGGACAGUGGGAGGGGGGCAGCUGCUAACCCCUCCCUCCCCUCCACCUCCUCCUCCGCCCCCCCGCCCCCCCAGCUAAAGAAAACGGGAAGCAGGAAGAGAGAGGCCAGGAGACACACACUGCAAAAUGGGAUUGACACAAAUAUGUUGUGUCGCCUGAAGCAGCUGGAGGCGGAGCGGGACAUGCUGGUACAGGGUUGUGAGGUGGUGGAGCGAGCAAGGGUGUGGUACAGGGAGCAGCUGGCGACUACCACUGAUCGCAUCUACUCACUGCCCCACGCUACCCACAAGAUGGAACCCACACUGGAGACCCAACAAGAACGUCUCCAUUUCCAGCUGGCAAGAAUUCACGAAGUUAACCUGCAUCUGAUUGCCCUGAUGGCUGUGGGGGAGGGGGGGCCUGUCCUCCCCCAUGAACCUCCCCCUGGCCCCCUCCGCCCCCCCAGCGGCCCCCAGCCCCCCCUCGUCUCGGCACGGCAGCAGGAGGAGCAGAGACUCGUUACCAAACUGAAGGAACAGAAUCACCAGUUGACUGAGGAGGUGAGCAACAAGAGUGAACGCAUCGCCAUCUUGGAGAGGGAGAAAGCUGCCCUCCUGCGGGAACUCUUCCAGCCCCGCCCCGCCGCCCCCCCUGCCCCGCACCACCCCCUCGGGCCCCCCACCGCCACCACCACCACCGCCACUGCCGAUUCAACCUUUAUGUGACCUCCUCUGACCUGUAUUGACUUCACUGUGACCUCUUCUGACCUGUUUUGACCACUGUGACCCCCUCUGACCUUUACUGAAUUCACUGUGACCCUCUCUGACCUGUACUGUCCUUCUGUGACCUGCCAUGACUUGGACUGAUCUUAAUGUGACUCCCUCUGACCUUUACUGACCUUCUGUGACCUCCCAUGACCUUUACUGACCUCACUGUGACCUUAUGAUCUGCUAUGACCUUUUUAAUUAUGAUCCCUGUGUGCACUGCCAUAACUCCUGACCCCAAUGUGACCUCCUGUGACCUCUGACCUACCAUGACCACCACUGUGACCUUUACUGACCUGGCCUGACUCCAAUGUGACCUGUACUGACAUCCUGUGAUCUGCCAUGACCUCCUGUGACCUGCCAUAACUCCAGUGUGACCUGCCAUGACCCCAGUGUGACCUCUUGUGACCUGUGUUGUGAAUGAAAUAGUUUUGUGCCUUAACUAACUUACAAAUGCAAGAUUCUCACUUAUAAUAACAAGAAAAAAAAAAGAGAUUACGUUUUCUUUUUCACGCAGAGAAUGAAGUGUUUUUGUCAAUCUGGCCAUUAAUCCAAACAUUUUCCCUCUUACAAACAGAAUUCUCAUUAUUUUUCGCCUCGUUUAAACUCAAACAAGUGAUUUUUUUUGUAUUUUUUUAGCCAAUAACGAAAGAAAAGAUUAUAUUUUCUUUGUAUACUCAGAAUGAAGUGUUUUUGUCAGGCUGCCCUCUUACAAACGAAAUUCUCAUUAUUUUUCGCCUCAUUCAAACUCAAACAAGUGAAUUUUUUUGUAUUUUUUAGCCAAUAACGAAAGAAAAGAUUAUAUUUUCUUUGUACACUCAGAAUGAAGUGUUUUUGUCAGUCUGACCACUUACAAACAGAAUUCUCAUUAUUUUUCGUCUCAUUCAAACUCAAACAAGUGAAUUUUUUGUAUUUUUUUAGCCAAUAACGAAAGAAAAGAUUAUAUUUUCUUUGUACACUCAGAAUGAAGUGUUUUUGUCAGGCUGCCCUCUUACAAAUGGAAUUCUCAUUAUUUUUCGCCUCAUUCAAACUCAAACAAGUGAAUAUUUUUGUAUUUUUUUAGCCAAUAACGAAAGAAAAGAUUAUAUUUUCUUUGUACGGUUAAAAUGAAGUGUUUUUGUCAGGCUGCCCUCUUACAAAUGGAAUUCUCAUUAUUUUUCGUCUCAUUUAAACACAAACAAGUGAAUUUUUUUGUAUUCUUUAAGCCAAUAAUGAAAGAAAAGAUUAUAUUUUCUUUGUACGCUGAAAAUGAAGUGUUUUUGUCACUCUGGCCAUUAAUCCGAACAUUUCCCCUCUUACAAACGGAAUUCUCAUGUUUUUCCGCCUCGUUUAAACACAAGCAAGUGAUUUUCUUAAUUUUUUACGUCAAUUGUGAUGAAUUUUGACGUUUUUCUCUUCGUUUUUCAUUUUCUACGCCACCAAUUCUCAAAAAAAACAAUAACAAAAGAUGGAAAAUUAAAAAAACAGCCGAUUUUUUACGAUUUUUCAAACAAACGCUGAUAAAAACACCAUAAAUAAAUAAAUAAAUAAAUAAAAACAAAAAUAAUUAAAAAAAACGCAAAA
Messenger RNA from Scylla paramamosain (green mud crab), 2965 nucleotides. RefSeq names its product suppressor APC domain-containing protein 2-like. The transcript is spliced from 6 exons. The record is from RefSeq and is a predicted model, not a curated record. NCBI's taxonomy places the organism in Eukaryota, Metazoa, Arthropoda, Malacostraca, Decapoda, Portunidae. Bases 173 to 1363 code for a protein of 396 amino acids.